UGUUACGACGUUCCCUGCUUCAGCUGUAACAGUAGCUUCUAAUUGUGUUUCAGUGUAGUUUCCACUUUUUUCAACACAUUUUGGCGCGACUUUUGUUUAAAUGGAGAGCGUUGUGAAAGCUGUCGGCCUACCUGUAAAUUUCUCGGAAGAAGUUGAGGAUGACACAGACAAAAAAAUAGAAGAAAAAAGUUCUUCCACCAAGUUCGAAAACAGUCGGAAACGACGGUACAGCUCAGACGAAGAAUAUAGAAGCCGAGAAAGGAAAGAUCAUUAUGAGAUUGGAUCCCGUUAUUGGGCAGAUGAAGGGACCAGAUCUCACCGCACCAAUAUUUUGAGAGAACAAGAUCAUCAUUCAAGGAAAAAGAAAGAUCACCAAAAAAAUUGUAAUCCAAAUCCCAUGAAUGAAGAAGGUGUGAAAGAGCAGAAGAAAGAGAAAGAGGUGGAUCCGAUUAUGACACGAACUGGGGGAGCCUACAUUCCUCCGGCCAGAUUGAGAAUGAUGCAAGCACAAAUAACAGACAAAUCCAGCUUAGCUUUCCAGCGUUUAUCUUGGGAAGCUCUAAAAAAAUCCAUUCAUGGAUUGAUUAACAAAGUUAAUGUGUCAAAUAUCUGUUUGAUUGUUACAUCAUUGUUCAAGGAAAACAUAAUACGGGGACGUGGCCUCCUAACCAGGUCUAUUAUUCAAGCCCAAGCAGCAUCACCAACUUUUACACAUGUUUAUGCUGCACUAGCUGCAGUAAUCAACACUAAGUUUCCCAAUAUUGGUGAACUGCUAUUGACUCGCCUCAUUCUUCAGUUCCGUCGUGGAUUUCGUCGUAAUGACAAGCAGAUCUGUAUGAGUUCGACAAGAUUCAUAGCACAUCUUGUGAACCAACAAGUGGCCCAUGAACUUUUGGCGCUAGAGAUUUUAACUCUUUUACUAGAAAAUGCGACAGACGAUUCAGUUGAAGUAGCUGUUGGUUUUUUGAAAGAAUGUGGACAGAAGUUGGGUGAAGUGUCUCCAAGAGGAUUAACUGCCGUCUUUGAUCGCCUUCGUCAUGUUUUACAUGAAGCUGAUUUAGACAAGCGUGUUAAGUACAUGAUUGAAGUAAUGUUUCAAGUACGGAAAGAUGGUUUCAAGGACAAUCCUGCGAUUGUGGCGGAAUUGGACCAAGUGGAAGAAGAAGAUCAGUUCACUCAUCUGAUGUCAAUUGAAGAAGAAAAGCUUGACCCUCAGGAGAUGUUAAAUGUUUUCAAGCAUGAUCCAGAGUAUGAAGCCAAUGAAGAAAAGUAUCAAGCUGUUAAAAUAGAAAUCAUAGGUGACGAUUCUGGCGAGAUCGAUGGUUCUGAUGAAGAUAACGAAGAAUCGAGUGAAGAAAGUGCGUCUGAGGAAGAAGCCAAAGAGGGUGACAUAGUUGACGAAACGGAGACCAAUUUGAUAGCUCUUCGUCGAACGAUUUAUCUCACUAUCCAGAGUAGUUUAGACCACAACGAAUGUGCUCAUAAAAUGAUGAAAAUGCAAAUGAAGCCAGGACAGGAAAUUGAGUUAUGCCACAUGAUUUUGGAUUGCUGCACGCAACAGAGGACGUACGAGAAAUUCUUUGGACUUCUAGCGCAAAGGUUUUGCCAGAUUGAUAAAGCUUACAUUCCACCAUUUGAACAAAUUUUCCAUGAUACAUACGAUACAAUUCAUCGGUUGGAUACUAACAAGUUACGAAAUGUGGCUAAAAUGUUUGCUCAUUUACUUUUCACGGAUGCAAUCAGCUGGCAAGUUAUGACUAAUGUUCGACUGACGGAAAAAGAUACUUCAAGUUCUUCAAGAAUAUUUCUUAAAAUUUUGUUUCAAGAACUGGCAGAGUACAUGGGUUUGAGCAACCUGAUUCUUCGACUUAAAGAUCCAACUUUGCAAACACAUUUUGAAGGCAUUUUCCCCCGUGAUGAUCCCCGGAACACUCGAUUCGCCAUAAAUUACUUCACUUCAAUUGGAUUGGGAGGCUUGACAGACGAGCUUCGUGAACAUCUUCGAACGCACCCUAAACCGCCACCGGUCACAGUUCCUGCGCCGGUAUCUACACUGUCAGCUGCGGCCGCACAGUUAUUGUUGGAGUCAUCCGAUUCCGAUUCAAGUUCAUCUUCUUCCUCCUCGUCAUCAUCGUCGUCAUCAUCAUCAUCAACUUCAUCGUCCUCCUCGAGUGAUGGAAAAGGCAGAAACAAAGGUUCGCGGAAGAAACUGCGUUCUUCAAAUAAUAAGUCGAAAUCGGAAAGUCGAUCAGUCCGAAAACUAAGCCCCGAAGAGAUCCGGACUAGAGAUCAGCCAUCCGAUCACCAUCAAGGUGAUCGAAACAGGAGCAAUCGACACUUCAAUGAAAAAGAAUCUAAAAGUAGUUCGCGCCGAUAAGGUGAAAGUGCUGAGUGCUUUAUGUUCAUGUUGCAAUGAAAUAUACUUCUUUUACCUCCC
Daphnia carinata is the source of this 2437-nucleotide messenger RNA. Its product is annotated as pre-mRNA-splicing factor CWC22 homolog. Gene Ontology annotation, molecular function: protein binding; RNA binding. The transcript is spliced from 9 exons. Lineage: Eukaryota; Metazoa; Arthropoda; Branchiopoda; Diplostraca; Daphniidae. Bases 101 to 2377 code for a protein of 758 amino acids. The record is from RefSeq and is a predicted model, not a curated record. Gene Ontology annotation, biological process: mRNA splicing, via spliceosome. Gene Ontology annotation, cellular component: catalytic step 2 spliceosome.